UGCCGAAGCCUGAGGAAGUUUCCCUUGAAUAAUUCAGCUUUUUCAACGAUGAAAAUUCAAACAACCUUCAAGGACUCUACUUGUCAUCUCUCUCAUUCUCUUGUCUAUAUCUCAAUAUUACCUCUUCAUUACAAAGUUUUAAUCUUUUUGUGUUUGGUAGCUAUAAUCCAAAAACCACCACCAUGAUGAGGAUUUGUGUUUUCGGGUUUUUCUUGUUGUUCUUCGUUCUUUCUCCAGUCUCCGCCGGUUUCUAUCCCAACUCUUCAGUCGUUCCGCCCGAACUCAUCCGUAACGCCACUGGAAACCUCUGGAACUCUUUCUUGAAUUUCACCGGAUGUCAUGCCGGCAACAAAUACGAUGGUCUCUACAAGCUUAAACAAUAUUUCCAACAUUUUGGUUACAUCCCCGAAACUUUCUCCGGAAACUUCACUGAUGACUUCGACGAUAUCCUCAAGAACGCCGUCGAGAUGUACCAGAGAAACUUCCGGCUAAACGUCACCGGAGUACUUGAUGAGCUCACUCUCAAACAAGUCGUGAUCCCACGUUGCGGAAACCCCGACGUAGUCAACGGCACCUCAACUAUGCAUAGCGGUAGAAGAACCUACGAGGUCUCCUUCUCCGGGGGAGGCCAACGUUUCCACGCCGUCAAACGCUACUCUUUCUUCCCCGGAGAGCCACGGUGGCCGAGACAUCGCCGUGAUCUAACCUACGCGUUCAACCCACGAAACAUGUUGACCGAAGAGGUAAAGACGGUGUUCUCACGCGCCUUCGCUCGUUGGGCGGAGGUAACACCCCUUACGUUCACACGCGUGGAGAGUUUCUCGAACUCCGACAUCUUCAUCGGGUUCUACUCCGGCGAACACGGUGACGGAGAACCAUUCGACGGUCCGAUGCGAACGCUGGCUCACGCGUUCUCGCCCCCGACCGGACACUUCCACCUCGACAGAGAAGAGAACUGGAUCAUCUCCGGGGAAGGCGGCGACGGUGUUAUCUCCGUGCCUGAGGCUGUUGAUCUUGAAUCCGUGGCUGUUCACGAGAUCGGACAUCUUCUCGGGCUAGGCCAUUCCUCGGUCGAAGGUUCGAUCAUGUACCCAACUAUCAUGACGGGGAAGCGUAAGGUUGACUUAACGACCGAUGACGUGGAAGGAGUCCAGUAUUUGUACGGUGAGAAUCCUAACUUCAACGGUUCUAUAUCUCCUCCAUCACCGUCCACUCAACAGCGAGACACGGGUGAAUCCGGUGAUGCUAGUAGAAUCGACGGCUCUAGAUUGGUUUUGACUAGUCUACUACUUCUCUCUACCGUUGGAUUGUUUUUGUAUUUAGUGUAGAUUAAAUUAGUCAGAUUAUGACACGAUUUAUUCCUUCUCUUUCUUAGAUUUGUUCUUCAUUCAUGCAUAGUUUCUAUUU
Capsella rubella is the source of this 1407-nucleotide messenger RNA. Its product is annotated as metalloendoproteinase 3-MMP. Gene Ontology annotation, molecular function: metalloendopeptidase activity; zinc ion binding. Gene Ontology annotation, biological process: proteolysis; extracellular matrix organization; collagen catabolic process. The coding region runs from base 183 to 1328 and encodes 381 amino acids. The record is from RefSeq and is a predicted model, not a curated record. The transcript has a single exon. Lineage: Eukaryota; Viridiplantae; Streptophyta; Magnoliopsida; Brassicales; Brassicaceae. Gene Ontology annotation, cellular component: extracellular matrix.